Molecule: messenger RNA, 1349 nt
Organism: Nylanderia fulva
Lineage: Eukaryota; Metazoa; Arthropoda; Insecta; Hymenoptera; Formicidae
Gene: mRpS31
Product: mitochondrial ribosomal protein S31
Cellular component (GO): mitochondrial small ribosomal subunit
Molecular function (GO): structural constituent of ribosome
Source: RefSeq, a predicted model, not a curated record
AUGUUACCUGUAUAUAUAUUAUCAAAAUACAAUUUAAGACCCAUAAAUGGAGUAUUAUUUCAAUGGUUAAAUGUUACUGUAAAAUUACAUUCUUCAUCAUCAUCAUCAUCAUCAUCAUCAUCAUCGUCAGACUCGUCUGAUUCUGAUUCUGACAGUGAAAAAUCAAAACCGAAGAACUAUGUUAAAAAUGCAACUUCUACAGGAUCAGAUAAUAAUGAUAAUUUGGAAAGUUUCUUAAACAAUAUGAUACGACAAAAUAUAUCUACAAAGAUGGCCAAAGAUACUAAAAUGGGUAAAGAUAUUCGCUCUGAAAAUAAACAAGAAAUUACAAAAACGGCAACUGCGACCACUGAUUUAACUGAGUAUAUAAAUAACAUGAUGAAGGCAAGAAAAUUGCAGAAAACCAUUGAUGUUGCUAUACCACUUAAAACAAAAUCGAAGAACCAAUUGAAUAAAGCCAAACAUAUGUCAUAUGAAAAGAAAUUAACAAAUGCAGCAGAAAGUGUAGCCAGUAUACUUGGUGGAGAUAAAACAAAGACUACAUCAGAUUUGCUUCAAAAAGUUCUCGCAUCUAGAGUAGAAACACUAAAGGAAGAACAAUUUGCAAAUACGAACUUAAAGAAGGACAUUAGUUUGCCAAAGCAUAAAGAUGAAGAAACAAACAAUAGAUAUACAGAAAAAAAAUCUAUAAUACACACCCUGCUCAAAGAAUAUAAUAAUAAGCAAUCAGUGAAGAGUCAUAAUCAGGAUGAAAAUAGUAUAACAAAACAAUUAUUAAAUAAGAAAACAUCUACUGAACAAUUACAAAAUAAUAAUCUAAAAAGGCCUCGUAUCAGAAGAGAAGACAUCGAUUUAUGGACUGGGGAGCCUAGUCACAUUUUUGAAAAUAUGGGCCUUGCUUUGGAAAAUAUACCAGAAUUGAAAACUUGGGCGAUGUUGAAGCAAAGGGAACUGAAAGCAUUGACAACUUAUCCACCUGCCAACAUUUUUCAAGAACUGAUUCUUUGGACAGAGCAAGGAAAAUUGUGGAAAUUUCCUAUCGAUAAUGAGCAAGGAAUGGAAGAAGAGCAAAAUGUUCAUUUCUCAGAGCAUGUUUUUAUGGAACGUCAUUUGAAAGAAUGGUGCCCUAAAUCAGGACCAGUACGUCAUUUUAUGGAAUUAGUGUGUGUUGGACUUUCUAAAAAUCCAUAUAUGACAGUUCAAGAGAAAAUCAACCACAUGAUAUGGUAUAGAGAUUUCUUUAAAUCGAAACAAAACUUAUUGCAAGAGCUAGGAGCAAUUCAGGAACCAUUUCCUGAUAAAGUAAAAGAAAUUACAGAAUAAAAUAUAAUAUAAACAUUUGUGAUGAA